This is a messenger RNA of Anopheles merus, 3105 nucleotides long. RefSeq names its product tubulin-specific chaperone cofactor E-like protein (gene mlt). The transcript is spliced from 8 exons. Lineage: Eukaryota; Metazoa; Arthropoda; Insecta; Diptera; Culicidae. The coding region runs from base 760 to 2307 and encodes 515 amino acids. Gene Ontology annotation, biological process: protein folding. The record is from RefSeq and is a predicted model, not a curated record. Gene Ontology annotation, molecular function: alpha-tubulin binding.
GGAGGUGGUGGCUGUUGCUGGGAAGGAAAACGCAAAAUUAACAUGUUGACAUUGAACACGGCGGCGGGCUGGGUUGCUUAGAUGCUGCUACUACGACUCUCCUUUCGUUGUUUAUUUUUGAGCACACACACACAGGCAAUGGGUUUAGAAGGGCAGAAAUCGAAUGUGUGUGAAAAGGGAGCAACAUUUCGGUCUUAGUUUCGUGUUUCGGCAGGCAGUAAAAAAAAAGAAAAGAAAAACCAAACAAACGGAAAACUGUAAAAUUUUGGUGUUUCGAUUAAAUUUGAGUGUGAGUGUACGUGCGUGCGUGUGUAAUUAGUGUGUCCUCGAUCUGGCCAGGCACGCGAACGUUAUUUACCGAGCGCCGAGGGUAACACACACAAACACAGGGCUGCCAUUCAAAAUUAACCGUCAAAUCCAAAUCGGAUUGUGCGUGAAACGGGCCUUAUUGGUGGAAAAUUCAUACACCCCGCAAGUGACGAAAUCCCCGUGACACACACAAACGCAGGCAUAUCCGUGGUGCGAGUGUAAUAAACAGAAAGCAAAAAAUCGAACAGCACGAGCCCCAGAAGGAAACCUGUUUUUGCGCUGAAGCAAAAGAAAAGAAGGAGACAAAAAGGGCAGCUGAAGUGCAAAAGUACGUGAUUCGAUUUGUGGAACUUAAAAUAGUGAAAAAAGAUAGUGUUCUUUGUGCGUGAGUGUGUGUGGGAGUCAAUUUCUGUUAGUGCCCUCAACAAAAAAAAAAAAACAACCCCCAAAAUGCCAACCUUGCUGGAGGCGCUCGAGGAGAAGUACGGCAUGGAGCCGGACGAGAAGGAAGAACACGUGGAGGAGGAAGUGCUGGUGUCGAUCUUUGUUCCGAAGCUGCCCCCGAGACAAAGCACACCACAGCUACUUAUACUGAACGAUUGCAAUAUCGAUCGGGCCGGCGAGCCGGAAGAUUUGAAGAAAAAGUGUCGCAUCGUGAAGGAACUCGACCUGGCACAGAACAAGCUCAACAACUGGAAUGAGGUAUUUGUCAUCCUGUCACACAUGCCGCGGGUCGAGUUUGUGAACCUCAGCCUCAACCAUCUGACCGGGCCGAUCCAGAAGCCCCCCGUCACGAAGAUGGACCAUCUGCGCAAUCUGGUGCUGAACAACACCAAGCUGGAAUGGUGCAGCGUGGAGAAGCUGUUGCGCCUGCUGCCCGCCCUCGAGGAGCUGCAUCUUAGCCUGAACGAGUAUACGCAUGUGCUGAUCGACACGGUCAACCCCACCGAACGGUCCAACAGCGCCAACAGCGAGCGGGGCAGCACUGAAGGCAGCAGCGAGGGCACAGCAACAGAUGCAUCUAGCAAUAACAACACCCACGAUGGGUCUGCCACUAGUCAAACGAAAGAGCAGCAGCAGCAGAAGGAGGUGGAGGAGGAAACCCCUUACGCCAGCUGCUCCUGUUCUACGUCUUCCGCGGAGCCGCAGCAGCAGCAAACCGACGCGGAAGAACCGCCGCCAUUACAGACCGAUCCGCACGGUGGCGUCCGGAAGCUGCACCUGACCGGCAACUACAUCUCCGAGUGGGGCGAAAUAUGUCGCAUUGGGCGAGUCUUCCCACAGCUCGAGGCGCUGGUGCUAGCCGACUGCCCGCUGAGAUCGCUCAAACCCACCGACCCUCAAGGCAACGAAAGUGAGGAAGAAAGUCAUAAAUACUUUCAGAACCUGAAACUGCUAAACCUGAGCAAUGCUAAAAUCGACUCCUGGGAAGACAUCGACCGGUUGGCAGAGUUUCCGUCCCUGUGCAACGUUCGGCUGCAGUACUGGCCCCUGUGGGCCCGGACCGACUCGACGACCGAGCACGAGCGGCGCCAGCUGCUGAUAGCGCGCCUGCCCAACAUCAGUAUUCUGAACGGAGGCGACACGAUCGGUGCGGUCGAGCGGGAGGACGCGGAACGGUCCUUCAUCCGCCACUACCUGGACAAGCCGGACGCGGAGCGGCCCCGCCGGUACUAUGAGCUGAUCGGGGUGCACGGACAGCUCGAUCCGCUCGUCAACAUCGACCUCCGCCCGGAGCGGAAGGUAAAGGUGCGCUUCACCUUCGAGGAUAAGGCGAUCGAGCGUACGGUGGAUGUGAACCGCACGGUAAGCGAUUUGAAGUCCCGGCUGGAGCGGCUGUUCGAUGUGCCGGCCGCCCGGAUGCGGCUGUACUACGUCGAUCAGGACUUCCGCGAUCUGCAGGGGCUGGAGGAGAUGAAGUACCCGCACAAGGUGCUGUACAGCUACAACAUACGCUCCGGCGAUGAGAUCAUCAUCGAGCGGAAGGUGAAAAGUUGAUAGAUGUGCGUCCCCGUUAAAGAAAGAGCGAGGGAGAGAGAGAGCGUUACAUCUUCCUUCCUUCCUUCCAUCGGCUACUCUACACCAAGCAUUAUACUUAUCUUUCCCCCCCUGUCCCAAGUGAUUGGAAGUGAAAAUAAUCGUAAUUGUGAUAACACAAGCGCCGCCGUGUCGUCUCUGGAACAAUCCAGUACACAGUGUGAGAGAGUCCUUGCCACCGUGGCAGAUCAGACCCAAAAAGGUUGGCUUCUGGGUUCCCUUCUUUCCUUAUUUUCUGUAUUAUAGCUUCUGUUGUUGUGUUGUGGGUUGCAAAUUGUCCCAUGUUUUCAUUUUGUUUUUGCUUUACACGCGUAGCAUUACGCGUUUUUUUUUUUUUUAUUUGGUACGCGACUGUGUAGCCGUCGUUUACUAAUUGUUUAGUUUCCCCCGUUUUGUGCCCUUGUGCUAUAUAAACACACAGGUAACUACUACUAGCCCCCCCCUCUCUCUGAAAGUAGAGGCAGCUACACUUUACUAUAUCACUAAUAAUAAAAAAGCAGCAUUUUUGCAAUUAACUUAAACAAACUUCUCGGAAUUAUGUUGCUUGUAUCUUUUGUUCUCUUUUUUUUGUGUGUUUUAAAAUGUAAAUGGUAAGUUUUUGUUUGUUUUAAGCUUAGUUUCUAGCUCAAAGAUCAAAGUACAGGAUAACGAAAUUUAGCGACGAUUUGAAUGAAAACGUAGUGUGAUAUGUUGUUUAGACAGUUGUAGCCCCAAAACUGGAGCAAAAAUAAACUACAGCAUUGACUUGGAUGCAAUCUA